CUGAUAUCCCGAGUUCUUUUUUCAGAACCACGAAUUCCAUACUGCCCGAAGACGUGCGGUCUCUGUACUGCAGGUUUGUCUUACCCGAUUUUGGCUUCAGCACAAAAGGCCACAUUCAUUAGUUUUUCCCUAAUUCGGUCCAACACAUUCCACUCGAACCCAUCUUCUCGUUAUUUCAGAUGUGCCAGCUGGGUUCGAAAUGGGUUCUGUACGAGCACCUUCUACUCAAAUGCCUACAAAAUGCAGUACUGUGGACGUCCUUGCGGUCUAUGCUAA
This is a messenger RNA of Haemonchus placei, 276 nucleotides long. The record is from the annotation of a GenBank genome assembly. Lineage: Eukaryota; Metazoa; Nematoda; Chromadorea; Rhabditida; Trichostrongylidae.